Molecule: messenger RNA, 2163 nt
Organism: Chelonia mydas (Green sea turtle)
Lineage: Eukaryota; Metazoa; Chordata; Testudines; Cheloniidae
Product: perilipin-3-like
Exons: 8
Coding region: 128-1438 (436 amino acids)
Biological process (GO): lipid storage; positive regulation of triglyceride storage
Cellular component (GO): cytosol; lipid droplet
Source: RefSeq, a predicted model, not a curated record
GCUGAGGGAGCUGCAGGGUGCAGGCUUGGUGAGCAGUGGGCUGCGAGCUGCCAGCGCACUGUGGCUUUGGGGUCUGAAGUGUUGAGUUUGGAGGGGAUUGUUUUGUUUGAGCUUGUCUGUCAUUGGAAUGGACCUUAAAGCUGUGUUUGCCUUGCAGUGUUUGGCUUUCAAUUUGACAUCUCCUUUCCGCAUGUCUGGUAACGCGAGUGAAAUCCAGGCUGCCUGCCCUGAGCCCCAGGGACAGGAGCAACAGACUGCAGCGGAGAGGGUGGCUGGCCUGCCCUUGGUCAGCUCUGCCUGUGAGAUGGCCUCUGCCAGCUACGCUGCCACCAAAGAGACCCACCCAGCCAUCAAAGCGGUCUGUGAGGUGGCAGAGACUGGGGUGAGGGCCAUCACCUCUGCUGCCAUCACCGGGGCACGGCCCAUCCUGGACCAGCUGGAGUCUCAGAUUGCAGCAGCAAAUGAAUGUGCCCGUAAGGGACUAGACACCCUGGAGGGGAAGCUUCCAGUGCUGCAACAGACUGUGCAGAAGGUGGUUUCAGAUGCCCAAGACCUAGUGCGUGCCACAAUGGUGGGUGCCAAGGAUGCAGUCUGCAGCACGGUCACUGAGGCCAAGGAUGCAGUGACCAGCAUGGUGGGUGUGGCCAAAGGGGCUGUCCAGGAGAGCGUGGAGGUGACCAGAUCCACAGUGACCAGCAGCAUGAACAUGGCUCUGGGGAAAUCUGUGCAGUUGAUGGAUGACUACCUCCCCAUGACAGAGGAGGAGCUCGCUGAGCUGGCAACCCCUGUGGAGGGGUCUGGAGAGCAGAAGAGUUACUUUGUGCGUCUGGGUUCCCUUUCUAUCAAACUCCGCCAGCGAGCCUACCAGCACGCCCUGGGCAAGAUGAGACAAGCCAGACAGCACACCCUGGAGGCCCUGUCCCAGCUCCAGCAAACCAUCGACCUGAUAGAACAUGUCAAGCAGGCCAUGAUUCAGAAGGUUCAUGAUGGGCAGGAGAAGCUGCAGCAGAUGUGGCUGGAGUGGCACAAGAGCCAGCUGGGAGGCAGUGAGGAUGACCGCUCACCACAGCCAGAGGAGAUGGUGUCCCAGGCUCUAGCCACUUCCCGUAACCUCAUCCUGCAGGUGCAGACCACCUGCCAUAGCCUCCUGCCCAACAUCCAGGGGCUCCCUACCACUCUCCAGGAGAAGGUCCAGCAAGCCUACCAGAACAUGGGAGAGCUCCAGACUUCCUUCUCCAAUGUCCAAUCCCUCCAGGAGUUGUCUGAGGGUAUCCUGACCCAGACUCGGGAGAAGUUGACCAAAGCCCAGGAGUCCCUGGAUGAGCUGCUGGAAUACGUGGUGCAGAACACACCUCUCACGUGGAUCGUGGGACCCUUCGCUCCUGCUGGAGACUCUGCUGGUUCUCCCACUGGCUCUGCAGAGGAGGCCAUAGCCUGAAUGUUUCAUAUCCAUAUCUGCUUCUCUUCCCCCACCCCACCAUGCUGCAGUUGUUUGUGGUGAACAGCAUGUCACAGGAGUUAUUGCAAUAACUCUCAUGGAAUGGAGGCAAAUCUUUUCACCUUGAACUGCAAACCCAGCACAGGUGGGCUCAUCUAAUACCUUAGUUUUGUCACCUCCCCACUAUAAGUGAUGGACAGAAUAAUUUCUCAUGAGUAGCCAACUGUCUAGAACACCCACCUAUUAAAUGGACCUUAGCUGGAAGCCUUCAGAAGGCAUGUGUCUCAUGGUGACUUGGCUUCUAAGACUGUUGAUUGGUCCUACUGAGCUGGCUCUCCCCUUCCUGCAAGCCCAACUUCCAGGCUGGAGAAGGUUGGGUCAGAGAUGGGACCCCCACUACCUUGGGAAUCCUGAGGUGUUGAGCACAUGCUGGUUACAGGGGGCUGACUCCAGUCCACCUAGAGGUUCUAAGGUAUGAUUUGUCCAGUGUGAGGGCUCCACCUGGCCUUCCUCCAAACAGCAUUCAACCAAUACUGCUAGUUCAGUUAUGGGUGUUCCUCCCACCUCUCGUUCCUGUACUGGAUUUCUCUAAGGUAACUGUAACUGAGCCUUGUUAAAGUGCAUAGGGACUGGUAGAUAUAAAAGGUCUCUGCUGGUGACUAAGCACUUCUGUAUGUUAACACAACUAGCCUCUUCCACAAUAAACACGAGCUGCUUUCAGACAA